ACCGAGAUCAAUGAACCAGGCGAUUCACCGAAACUGGUCAGACGAGCAAAGGUGGGAGUGAAACAUCUAUCAAGAGCGAGGUUUUUUAUUUAGAAGAAACCUUUAUCUGCUCAGAGCACGGAUUAUCACUUCACUCCGAAGCCACCAUUGAAGUGUGCGAUGUGGAAAAUUUACAGCUUAUUAUUGUAACCUGAUAUCAACUGAUUUUGAGAGUAGAUUUUUUAAUUCAUCAUUGGUUCACAUUAACACAGUGGAAUACAGGAUGAUCUUCGCAAACACGACCAACCCAAUGAGAACUCCGUCAUAUCGAAAGCAGCCUCCAGUGGCUCCGCCCAACCUCCCGAUGGCCCCGCCCAGCCCGAGCACCAAUAGCAGCACCAACAACAGCAGUAGCAGCAGCACAACCGGCUGGGAGCAACUCAGCAAAACAAACCUCUACAUCCGCGGGUUACUGCCAGGAACCACUGAUCAUGACCUGGUCAAGCUCUGCCAGCCAUAUGGUAAAAUCGUGUCCACCAAAGCCAUUCUUGACAAAACUACAAACAAAUGCAAAGGGUACGGUUUUGUGGAUUUUGACAGUCCUGUGUCUGCACAAAAAGCCGUCGCAGCACUAAAGUCCAAUGGAGUCCAGGCUCAAAUGGCCAAGCAACAGGAGCAGGACCCGACUAACCUGUACCUGUCCAACCUGCCCGUGUCCUUGGAUGAGCAGGAGCUGGAGAACCUCCUCAAACCUUUUGGACAGGUCGUUUCCACCCGAAUCCUUCGGGACACUAAUGGAGUGAGUCGGGGAGUGGGUUUUGCCAGGAUGGAAUCAACAGAGAAGUGCGACGCCGUGAUCUCUCACUUCAAUGGGAAGUUCAUUAAGUCCUCCUCUGGGAUGCUGGGUGCAUCAGAACCUUUGCUGUGUAAGUUUGCUGACGGCGGGCAGAAGAAGAGACAGAGUCAGGCGAAAUACGUCCCCAAUGGACGAACCUGGACACGAGACGCCGAGGUGAGACUAAGUGGAAUGACCUUGACCUAUGACCCUAACACCGCCCUUCAGAAUGGGUACUAUGCUGCUCCUUAUGCCAUGGGGAACCGGUUAAUGGCUCAGCCAGGAAUGUCCCCAUACAUUUCUACAUACCAAGUACUGCUCCUUCAUCUUCACGGUCACAUGGUGUUUCUGUCCAGCAUCUGCUUCCUGGCUAACAUCUGUGUUUGUGUCUCCAGGUCCAGAAUCCUUCAUGGAUGCCACAUCAGCCUUACAUCAUGCAACACCCGGGAGCCGUUCUGUCUCCCUCUAUGGAGCAUCCCAUGUCACUGCAGCCCUCUGCUAUGUUGGCUCCCCUCACCCAGCAGAUGGGCCAUCUCACUCUGGGCGGCACUGCAACCUUUAUUCCUGCCAACACAGCAAUGCCAGGAGCUUACAUCCCUCAAUAUGCCCACAUUCAACCCUCUGCCAUCCCUCCCGAGCAGGAAAGUGGUGUCCAGCCACAAGAUGUGUCCUCUUCAGAUCCUUCAUCGUACCCUUUCCAACCAAACAAGCAAUAAAACGGUUAACCGUCUGAGGUCCGCAGAAUACCGUAACAACAUUUGCUCUCUUUUAGAGGAGGUGACAUCAGAAAGGAAGUGACGCUCAUGCACGGGUUGCAGGAAAAUUGUCCAUGACUUAAUCAUCAACAAGAAACCUCAGAAAACUCUUGUGCAAACAUUUUCUCCAACAAAUCAAGACAAGGCAAUAUUACAUAAACUAGGGACAACGGAAGGGAGCAGAGUUUUAAUUUGCUUGAAAGAGGAAGGAGAAGAUGACAAAUGCUUAUUUUUUACCAAGAACUAUUAACACAGACCAUGUCUGUGAGCAACAUUUAGUGAUGAUGAUAAUGGUGAUGACACCUUUCGAUGCAUGAUGUUUAUUUUUUUUUUUAGUAUGGUUUUUAUUACGUUUUUAUGGACUGUUUUUCAAACAGACAAAAGAAACCAUUUUUGCGGUUGGAGUCGAAAUGAAGAGCUUUCCGUUUGCUUUUUUGGUCUUCCACUCUGGCUUUUAAGUAGUUCAAAUAUUAACCUUUUAAAUAAGGUGGUUGGGGUUUAGAAUGGCUGAUGCAGUGCUUGAUGGCUAUUGGUCCUUGCUCCUGUCUCUCAAAGCAAAGGCUUUUCUGACUUUUAAUGUUGCUCUGAAUCAAACACGUUUGUUUCAGGGAUUGUGUGUCUGGUGUGGAUGAAUCUUCUUUCCACUGAAUCCUAUGUACAGUCUUUCGGUAGAUGUAGAAGUGGAUGUUGAGAUGCGGGUGGGUGGGUGGGGUUUAGUGGGAGGCGGGUUUGAGUGGGUGGGGUCAAGCUAGAUGAGGUAUGUGGGCGGGGCUAAUAAAAGGGAUGUUGUGGAUUUGGGAAAGCUGACAUUGUUCCUUCUGUUCACAGGAUGAUUGCGAUUUUAUUUACAGUGCCAUUUUUAAUUUAUUUAACAUUUUUUCGUUUUUUUUAACACAUCAGGAUUUUAUUUGAUGCUUUGAAAAAAGGCAGAAGUGCAAUGUUUCUUUAGGUAGAAAGCAAGAAACGAUACAAAUUUAUCUGUUUAAUAGACUUUUCUCAAGUCGAUUAAAGAAAAAACGUUUUUUUUUUUUUUUUUUUGCUCUUUUGAAAUCCUUGAAAUAUCAGUAAUGCCAUUUAUUAUGUAAAUUAAACCUACAUCUGUGGCCUAACAGAUACAUUUAUAGACAUACAGUAGCACAGUUUUGCAAAAAUACGUUCCAAAAGAGAAACUUCAAAAAGUUUUUGAAUAAAUAAUGUAAUUAAAACAUUCGUCCUUGCAAUUUAAAAAAUAAAUAAAUGUGCAACUUCAAGGCACCUACUUUCCACCAAAGACCUUUUCUGCCUACUAUUGAACACAAUAGUAUGGACUAUUGCAAUGGGUUUCGAUCAAACUGAAUUGUAGUUUGUGUUUUUUUUUUCCUCAAUCUUGGCUCUCAGCUUUAAUCUAGUUCGUUAGUGUGGACACAUGAUCAUCUCUAAGCAGUUGGAUGGAGGGAAAACUUGAUCACAUGUUCAUAACGUGGUGGUAAACAAGCCUUUCAUCUGUCUGUCAUACAGUUAGUUAAGCAGAUUUCUGUGUGUCUGUGUGUGGUUGUGUAUUUAGAUGUCCAGGUCAGCUUGGCCUUUGAUCUACCUCAGAGUUGUAUCUGUUGUCUGAUUGGUCAGGCUGCGGGUCUAUCCUGUCCAAUCAGAUGUAAAAGCACGAGCUCAGGAGCUGGUGUCAUGCAGAACUUCAUCUUUAUGCGUCUAUUUGUCCUCCUCUUUAAAGAAACUUAUGUUUUGUAUCUGUAUGUCUUUCUGUUGGUGUUUUUUUUUUAUUGCAUUGUGAUGUUUUGAGCUUGACUGUGUGGAGAAUUUCUUUAUGGUCUUUUUUGUCCAUUUUCUUCCUGAUAGGUGCAGCAAAAAAGGAGAGGCUUGUUUAAUUUUUCCUGCAUUUUUUUGGUCUUUUUACAAAAAUCCACAUGAACUACCUUGUCUGGAUUUUUUUUUUUUUUUGCUGCAGCCUCUCCUUGUUUAGAGGCCUAAUCUGAAGAACCAAAGCAAAAUUAUCAUAGUGAAUAGCAUGUGUCAAAAAGCAGCACAUCAUAGACCUUCAUUGGAGAAAUAGUGUCUUUUAUUUCAGAUGUCAAAAUAAAAGCUUCCAAACUGCAAUCAUUCACACAGUGUAUAAACAGGACUGUUGUUGAAAUACUGAAUUUUUUAAAUUGUUUUAUUGAACACCAGCCACUUGCACGUCCAGAAUUAGUUUGUUUUUAUUUCUUUAUUUUUUUUUUCUGUAGUGAAAAGAAAAGAUUUUUGAAUUAAAAGAGCUUAAACGUG
Molecule: messenger RNA, 3828 nt
Organism: Carassius carassius (crucian carp)
Lineage: Eukaryota; Metazoa; Chordata; Actinopteri; Cypriniformes; Cyprinidae
Product: RNA-binding motif, single-stranded-interacting protein 1-like
Exons: 13
Coding region: 263-1612 (449 amino acids)
Cellular component (GO): cytosol; nucleus; ribonucleoprotein complex
Molecular function (GO): poly(A) binding; poly(U) RNA binding; mRNA 3'-UTR binding
Source: RefSeq, a predicted model, not a curated record